UUGUAUAAAGAAAACAUUUAACUCUGUUCCGAAUUCUCAAAAGAGGAGUUUGUACUGGUUUCUGGGAUUUUGCUUUUCCUUUUGAGAAUUGGGAACAGAGAUAUGUAAUAAAUGUAAAUGUUAUAAUUAAUUGUUUGAGAUUAAUGUACGUCUGUCCUUGCCCUCCAACGGAUGGCCGUCAGAACAGGUUCCGGAUAGGUAGGGGCGAACUAUAGUGUGUUUAUUCGAAUUGUUUACAAACGCAACGUAAAGAAUUUGGUCGUUGCCCGUGUAGGUAUUUAUUUGUACAGUUACAUUUAAGGAGAAAUAGGGUUGAAUAUUAAUUAGUGAAGAAACAGAAUGCCACUUCCAGCUGCUUUAGCCGCACGACUUGCGAAAAGGGGACUCAUUUCUGGAUCAGAGAAACACGAAUUGUCAAAGAAGGAGGCAAAAAAGAGGGUUCACGAAGAAGUAAUUGCCGAGGACUAUGACAGUGCGAAAGAUGAUAUUAGUCAAAUCGACAUUUCUCAAAAAUUUAUGGGAUACAAUGGUUGCCCCAACAAGUAUAAUAUUUAUCAUGACUGCACAAAAAAGUGUAAGGAGUUAUGGGGACUUGGACAUGUGCAACCCUCUGACAAAUAUUUGAAGAAACAGAUGAGGCUUAUACAAAAAUAUCCUCUACCAGAGACCUGGAAAGCGGUAUAUGACCCUGGCUGUGGUCAACAUUAUUAUUGGGAUUGGUCAUCAGAUUUGGUAGCUUGGUUACCACCGGGACAUCCUAAAUGUCAAAUAUCACAGCCAGCUUCUCAAUUGAGAGAGGAACUGCACCUCAAAGCAGCAGAGCAAGAUGAUAAUUUGUCCAGUGACGAUAGUGGUAGCGAUCAAGAACAAGCAGAAGUGGAUGAACCAGAAACAAAGAAAGAUAGAAAAAUAGAGAACAGGCCAAAAUAUAAACCAGGGGACAAUAAAAGAAAUCAAAGAUUGGAGAGGUCCGAUAAUAAGGACAAAAAGGACCGCACUCUCGAUCCCAUGGAUCCGGCAUCUUACAGUGAUAUCCCAAGGGGCAAAUGGUCGGAUGGUUUAGCAAGACAUAACGAAGCGAAAACGGGAGCCGACACAACUGCCUCGGGACCGCUUUAUCAAAUGAGACCAUAUCCUAGUCCAGGCGCAGUACUUAGAUCCAACAGGGCGAACAAAUCGGAAUCAGAAUCGACCAAUAAACCUAAAGUAUCGGGGCCCGAGAAACCAGAAUAAAAGCUUUAAUUUUUC
This is a messenger RNA of Nomia melanderi (Alkali bee), 1248 nucleotides long. NCBI's taxonomy places the organism in Eukaryota, Metazoa, Arthropoda, Insecta, Hymenoptera, Halictidae. The record is from RefSeq and is a predicted model, not a curated record.